CGUUAACUGAUUAUAUUCAAUAUUUUUGAAAAAAUAAAUUAAUGAUAUAAUCGAAAAAAUAUUUUUAAGAUCUAGAAGAAUUUUUAAACUCUUCGCUAUAAUCUCACUAGAUUCUCCAUAUUUUUCAGAAUUACAAAUUAAUUGGAGAUAAAUUUGCAUCAGGCUUAUGUUCUGCUUUAGCAAAGUGCACUAAUCUCUCAAAAUUGAGACUUGAUCUUUGUGUAAAUUAAAUUGAUGAUAGUGCACCAGACUUAGGUUAUGCUUUAGCAAAGUGCAAUAAUCUCUCAAAUCUGACACUUGAUCUUAGCUACAAUUAAAUUCAUGCAAUUGCUGCAUAAGGCUUAGGUUCUGCUUUAAAAAACUGUACAAAUCUUUCAUAUUUAAUGCUUAAUCUUCGUGGAAAUUAUAUUGGAGCAAGUGGUGCAUCAGGUUUAUGUUCUGCUUUAGCAAACUGCACUAAUAUCUAAAAUUUAGCUCUUAAUCUUUGUGGAAAUUAAAUUGGUGCAGUUGGUGCAUCUGGAUUAGGUUCUGCUUUAGCAACGUGCACUAAUCUCUCAAAUUUGAAACUUGAUCUUAAUGACAAUGAAAUUGGUAGUGAAGGUAUAUCAAGUUUAGGUACUGCUUUAUUAAACUGCUCUAAUAUCUAAAAUUUGACACUUUAUCUUCUUGGAAAUAAAAUUGGUGCAAUUAAUGUAUCAGGCUUAGGUUUUGCUUUAUCAAAUUGCUGUAAUAUCUUAAAUUUGACACUUGAUCUUUGUGGAAAUUUCAUCGAUGUAAUUGAUCUAUCAGGCUUAGGUUUUGCUUUAGCAAAGUGCACUAAUCUCUCAAAUUUUACACUCGAUCUUAGUAGAAAUUAAAUUGGUGAAAAAUGUAUAUCAGACUUAGGUUCUGCUUUAUCAAACUGCUCUAAUUUAUCAAAUUUAACACUUAAUCUUAGCUGCAAUUAAAUUGGUGAUAAAGCAGCAUCAGAUUUAGGCCCUGCUUUAUCAAAGUGCACUAAACUCUAUAAUUUGACACUUAAUCUUAGUGAAAAUUAAAUUGGUGAUAAAGGUUCAUAAGACUUAGGUUCUGCUUUAGCAAAAUGCACUAAACUCUCUAAGUUGACCCUUACUCUUAGUUUUAACGAAAUCAAUGAAUCAGAAGAAUUUAAAAAUAUACCGUAAUUACUCAUUAAUUAAGGCAACCUUUAAUUAAGGCUAUUUUAGAAAAUUUUUGGCUAAGAAAAUUUUAACCCAUAUUUUUUUAAAUCCUAAAAAUAAUAGUAAAACAAAAAAAACUUUAUUAUAUAUUUAGAUAUAUUUUAUAGAUUAUAUUCAACAAUAUUAAUGAUUUUUAUGUAGUAAAAUUUUUAGAUUGAAGACAUAGAUUUAAUUAAAUAAAAAAUUAAAAUAUGA
Molecule: messenger RNA, 1394 nt
Organism: Tetrahymena thermophila SB210
Lineage: Eukaryota; Ciliophora; Oligohymenophorea; Hymenostomatida; Tetrahymenidae
Product: cyclic nucleotide-binding domain protein
Exons: 16
Biological process (GO): activation of GTPase activity; nucleocytoplasmic transport
Cellular component (GO): nucleus; perinuclear region of cytoplasm; cytosol
Molecular function (GO): GTPase activator activity; small GTPase binding
Source: RefSeq, a predicted model, not a curated record